This is a messenger RNA of Sorex fumeus (smoky shrew), 2681 nucleotides long. RefSeq names its product kelch like ECH associated protein 1 (gene KEAP1). Gene Ontology annotation, molecular function: transcription factor binding. Lineage: Eukaryota; Metazoa; Chordata; Mammalia; Eulipotyphla; Soricidae. The transcript is spliced from 6 exons. The record is from RefSeq and is a predicted model, not a curated record. The coding region runs from base 342 to 2216 and encodes 624 amino acids.
GGAGCUGCGGUUCCCGUGCCCGCCGCGCUGCGCCCCCGCGCGCGGUGCUCGCCGCGCUGGGGGGUGCGGGAGGCAGCGCUGCUGGGCGAUCGCGGGCCAGGGUGCGGCCCCCGCUGUCCGCGUCCCGCCGCCGGACGCCUGGGGACCGCGGGGGACUCUUAUUCUGACACGGCGGGCGCCGGCUCUGCUUAGUCACGGUGACCUGCGCGCGCUCCGCGCCUCCCCCCUGCGCGCAGCGAUGGAGGCGCCCGGGCCGGGGCGACGGAGGCGGAGCCCGAGCGCGGCCAUGGCGGGGUCCUUUAGUGCCAGCGGCAGUGUCGUACCUGGUCCCCCGGAACCCCAUGCAGGCAAAAGCCAGGCCUAGCGGGGCUGGGGCCCGCACCCGAUUCCUGCCGCUGACGUCGCAGUGCCCCAGGGGGGCCGGGGACGCGGUGAUGUUCGCCUCCACCGAGUGCAAGGCCGAGGUGACGCCGUCGCCGCAGGGCAACCGCACCUUCAGCUACACGCUGGAGGACCACACCAAGCAGGCCUUCGGCAUCAUGAACGAGCUGCGCCUCAGCCAGCAGCUGUGCGAUGUCACGCUGCAGGUCAAGUACCAGGACGCGCCCGCCGCGCAGUUCAUGGCGCACAAGGUGGUGCUGGCGUCGUCCAGCCCCGUGUUCAAGGCCAUGUUCACCAAUGGGCUGCGGGAGCAGGGCAUGGAGGUGGUGUCCAUCGAGGGCAUCCACCCCAAGGUCAUGGAGCGCCUCAUCGAGUUCGCCUACACCGCCUCCAUCUCCAUGGGCGAGAAGUGCGUGCUGCACGUCAUGAACGGCGCUGUCAUGUACCAGAUCGACAGCGUGGUGCGCGCCUGCAGCGACUUCCUGGUGCAGCAGCUGGACCCCAGCAACGCCAUCGGCAUCGCCAACUUUGCUGAGCAGAUUGGGUGCGCCGAGCUGCACCAGCGCGCCCGGGAGUAUAUCUACAUGCACUUCGGGGAGGUGGCCAAGCAGGAGGAGUUCUUCAACCUGUCCCACUGCCAGCUGGUGACGCUCAUCAGCAGGGACGACCUGAAUGUCCGCUGCGAGUCCGAGGUGUUCCACGCCUGCAUCAACUGGGUCAAGUACGACUGCGAGCAGCGGCGCUUCUACGUGCAGGCGCUGCUGCGCGCCGUGCGCUGCCACUCACUCACGCCGCACUUCCUGCAGCUGCAGCUGCAGAAGUGCGAGAUCCUGCAGUCGGACUCGCGCUGCAAGGACUACCUGGUGAAGAUCUUCCAGGAGCUCACCCUGCACAAGCCCACGCAGGUGAUGCCCUGCCGCGCGCCCAAGGUGGGCCGCCUCAUCUACACGGCCGGCGGCUACUUCCGCCAGUCGCUCAGCUACCUGGAGGCGUACAACCCGAGCGACGGCUCGUGGCUGCGUCUGGCUGACCUGCAGGUGCCCCGCAGUGGCCUUGCGGGCUGCGUGGUGGGCGGGCUGCUCUACGCCGUGGGCGGCCGCAACAACUCCCCCGACGGCAACACGGACUCCAACGCCCUGGACUGCUACAACCCCAUGACCAACCAGUGGUCGCCCUGCGCCCCCAUGAGCGUGCCGCGCAACCGCAUCGGGGUGGGCGUCAUCGACGGGCACAUCUAUGCCGUGGGCGGUUCGCAUGGCUGCAUCCACCACAACAGCGUCGAGAGGUAUGAGCCCGAGCGUGAUGAGUGGCACCUGGUGGCCCCAAUGCUGACCCGGAGGAUCGGGGUGGGCGUGGCCGUCCUCAACCGGCUGCUGUACGCCAUCGGGGGCUUCGACGGGACGAACCGCCUCAACUCGGCCGAGUGUUACUACCCGGAGCGGAACGAGUGGCGCAUGAUCACGCCCAUGAACAGCAUCCGCAGCGGGGCAGGGGUCUGCGUCCUGCACAACGCCAUUUACGCCGCGGGGGGCUACGACGGGCAGUACCAGCUCAACAGCGUGGAGCGCUACGACGUGGAGACGGAGACGUGGACGUUCGUGGCCCCCAUGAGGCACCGGCGCAGCGCCCUGGGGAUCACCGUGCACCAAGGCAGGAUCUACGUUCUCGGCGGCUACGACGGUCACACGUUCCUGGACAGCGUGGAGUGCUACGACCCGGACACGGACACGUGGGCAGAGGUGACGCGCAUGACUUCGGGCCGCAGCGGGGUGGGCGCCGCGGUGACUAUGGAGCCGUGCCGGAAGCAGAUCGACCAGCAGAGCUGCACAUGCUGAGCCCUUCGUUGGCGUCUCCGGCGGAGAAAACAACCACGGAACGCAGACAAGACGCCCCACCCCGCCGCCCCCUUGUCAGCAAACCGAGGGUCCUGUUGCAGAGUGUUGCUGUACCCCCAAAAGUCAGGGGCGAAAGCCUGUCCUGCCGCCGGGAGGCCGGGACACCACAGUGUUAGGACAGCUGGAGAGAAAAGAAAGGGGGACCCCAGGAGGGGCCCUGACCCCCAUUCCUCCUAUUCUAGCUGCCGCUUCCUCUGGGGUACCAGAGUGCUGUGUUGGGGGGGCAGGCUCAGGCUGGUUGAGCAACUGGUGUCUGUGAUUGGAUCAUGGAGGUUCCCCAGAGGGGUGGCCCCCAGGCUUGGGCCUGUUACCCAGCACCUUGGCUACUUCACCCCAGGACUGACAUUUUGUUAAUAAGUAGCCCUGUAACUUUCCAAUGAAAAUAAAGAACAAACUAACAGUGUC